Molecule: messenger RNA, 848 nt
Organism: Micropterus dolomieu (smallmouth bass)
Lineage: Eukaryota; Metazoa; Chordata; Actinopteri; Centrarchiformes; Centrarchidae
Exons: 5
Coding region: 216-848 (210 amino acids)
Source: RefSeq, a predicted model, not a curated record
AUUGGGCUGACACUGCUAGUCCAGUGGUGAAGCUGAAGGCCGAGAUGUCCUACAACAGGUUGCUGAUAUGCUUUUUUACAAAGUCAUGCAGCUUCGGUAAUGCAGUGUCUGUGAUGUGGUGACGGCUGGGAAUUUCAUACUUUGGCUCAAGUACGCUAAGAAGACGACGUAAGCCAGUAUUAUCUACAACUGACAACGGCUGGUCAUCAAGAGCAAUGAACUGGUUUGGACAAUUGCUUAUCUGUGGAUUCUGGAUUUUGGACUCCCCUCUCUGCUUUGAUCGUAUGUGCCGUGACGUCCUUCUCGCGGCUGCAGCUGGUUGUCCUAAUCAGCUACAGGUACAAAGGGCCCUCAAGGAAGGAGAAGAAGAAAUUGCAGGCCGCACUGGACUGUAUAUAAAGUCAUAUCCCUAUUUAUGCUACAUUCAAACAGUUUCUAAAUUUUCCGUAUCAUCAUGGAUAAUACGUAAAAUGAAGAGCGUCCAACAGUCCACAACGUCAGGGCGCUCCGCGACCUCAUCUCCCUGGAUGUCCACUCCCUCACGUUGCAGACAGUCGGUGAUCGUUCCCUCUGGCUGGAUGACUCCCUAUCCUAUCAACUUUUCUAAUUUAAUAAAAUCCCUGCUGAACAAGCCCCCUACUCCUCCUCCUCCUCCACACACUUUAUACCCUGACUCCCCUUCCUCAAUACUUCCUCCCACGCCUGCUGGGUCAAUCUCUGGAGGGCUGAUGGAGCUCGGCUGGGGGCUGAUGCUGUGGAUUUCAGGCGACAGAUGGGAGAGUAUGUGCAGGCAGCUGAGCUUCACGCUCCGCUGGCUUGGCGGCCCGGCCGCUCUGAGUCACGUUUGA